Molecule: messenger RNA, 1854 nt
Organism: Sorghum bicolor (sorghum)
Lineage: Eukaryota; Viridiplantae; Streptophyta; Magnoliopsida; Poales; Poaceae
Product: protein DEFECTIVE IN MERISTEM SILENCING 3
Exons: 8
Coding region: 217-1434 (405 amino acids)
Source: RefSeq, a predicted model, not a curated record
AAACAGGCCCUCAACUUGCCCUCACCUUCUUCCUCGAACCAAACACUCAACACCAAACAAAUCUCAAAUCUACACCCCCCUCUCUCUCUCUCCCCCUCUCCCUGGGGAGGGUCCCUCCCCUGCAACGCCGCACCCUCUGCUCCCGCGGCCAUGGCACCAAGAUUGGUGGUCACAUAGUUCGUCUUCCCGUUGCGGCCCAAUUCGCGGAGGUGCGGCAUGGCGGCUCCGUCGUUGCCGUCGCAGAUUGUGCAGUUCAACAGCAAGGCGAUGGAGGACAAGCUGAAGAGGCUGGCCCUCAAAGUGGGCCACCAUGAGGACAACAUUAGGUUCCUCAAAUCCCAACUCAAUGCUGUCGAAGACGCGUGCAUUGACCUGGGAAUCAAACUUGGGAAUUAUCAUUCAUCCGUGGCUGCUGUUAUGAAUAAUGAUACUUCUGCUCAAGAGGCUGAACAGCGUACUAUCCGAAGUAUACUUGAUCAGGACACGACAGCAGCUGGGAUUAUAUGCCAAUUGAAAGUCCGUCAUCAUGAGCUAGCAUCUAAGAUGACACUGAUGAAAGGUAUCCUUGGUUUUGUGGCUACAUUGGGAAAAGUAAAUAAUGACAACCUCAGCAGGCUUCUCACAGAGUACUUGGGAAUGGAUAACAUGCUUGCUCUUGUUUGCAAGACUUAUGAUGGUGUUAAGGAUCUUGAGAAAUACGACAAGGAUGGCAUCAUUGAUAAGACGAGUGGUGUUCAUGGACUUGGUCGCUCUGUUGGAAAAUUUCUGGAUGGAAGAUUUACUGUCUUUUGUCUUGAAAACUUGAGGCCAUUUUCUGGUGAUAUUAACAUUGGCGAUCCGCAGAGAAAACUUAUUUUACAUAGACCAAGGUUACCUGGAGGGGAGUCUCCUCCUGGUUUUCUGGAUUUUGCAGUAAAUAUGAUCCAUCUGGACCGAGCACACUUGAGUUGCCUCACAGCCAGUGGCCAUGGUCUUAGGGAAACUUUGUUUUAUACUUUGUUUUCCCAUUUACAAGUUUAUAAGACUAGAGCUGACAUUCAAAGUGCUCUUCCUCUUAUAAAAGAUGGUGCUGUUUCUCUAGAUGGUGGUAUACUGAGACCCAAUGGCUCAUUCUGCCUUGGCGAUAGCAAAAAUCUUGAAGUGAGAUUUCCUGUAAACAUUGAGGUUUCAAGUUUACCUGAAAAUAUCGCUGAAAUGGAGGAGCAAGUUAAACUUAAGAAUUGGGAGAAGGAAAGGGUUCUUGAAGAUAUGAAAAGGGAGGAGGAUUUGCUGAAACAAGUUAAGGAAUUAUACAGGAAGCAGAAGCAAGAGCUCAUGGAUUAUCUCACUCAUCCAGCAGUGGCACAGACGUCGCGUGAUUCGCCAACAACUCAUUCACCCACAACCCCUGGAAGUAAUCCAUUUGGAGCCAAGCCCUCCCACAAGGGCUGGUAGUAGAAACAUUUAGUGGCGUCCCUAUUUUGUUGGGCCUCUUGCAUGCGCUGGCAUCAUGCCUGAAGCACGACAUAACUACCUUUUGCCAUGAUCUUGGUGUUAGUUUGUGGAGGACGAUAGACCAGUGAAAUUCUUCUGUUACUUUCAUACAGCUAGCUUAGUGGCCCUAUGGAUCUCAAUUAAUCUAUGGGGUUAGAAUGUUUUUUAGCUUUUGCUUGUGGGUUUGUGAGGCUUUUUACUUCAUGGUUGCCUUGUAAGUCCUUGUUGAGAGGACAAGUGAUCUACAUGUACAUGUACAUGCAAGGUAAAACAUGCUAAUCAAAUUGCCAGUUGCUGAUCUUGAUUCUUGGUUGUUGAUGCACUUUUCUGCUUGAUGUAAUAGCACAAGUAAAUUGGAAGUAUCAGCUGGUUGUCGUUUUA